CUUCUUCUGCUCCGGCGAUUCUCGCGCGGCGUGACCUUCAAACGUCAGGAUUAUCGUCCUCCGGGUGCUCUGCUCCGGUGCGUGGCAAGCUCGAUUCCUCGUCGUCGUCGUCGUGGUGGUUUUUUUCCUUUGUUCGGGUGGUUUGGUGCUUCGUGCUUGUUCCGGUGCUUUUUUCAGGGUUUGUUCAGGGUUGUUUCUUUCGGUGUGAUGCUGGAAGGAUGGUGGUGCUAUCUUUGCGACGGGUGCUGGUGGUUGUCCUCAACUUAAUGGGAUCAUGCACCAUCCUGGGAAAAAUCUCCCCGCUCACCAAGCAAUACGCAAUGCAAUCGACGCUGUAUUAUUCCCCGUAUCCAGACACGAAAGUCUGCCGCACAGUACCUGGACUCAGUAAAUCGCAGAUUGAACUCUGCUAUCAGCAACCAGACACGUUCGUUGCAGCCUUGGAAGGGCUCAAAGAGGCCGUCAACGAGUGCCAGUAUCAGUUUCAGGGACACCGAUGGAACUGCUCGUCCUUGGCGACGAAGAGCAAGAAUCCUCACAACAGCGCCAUCUUUCAAAAAGGCUACAAAGAGACCGCUUUCGCCUAUGCAAUAGCUUCGGCAGGGGUGGCCAUAUCGGUGGCGCGCAGCUGCAGCGCAGGGACUUUGAUGAACUGCGGUUGCGAUUCGAAAGCGUACAAAAAAAGAAAACCCAGGGAUCUUACCGGCAAGCCCAGUAAAUCGUCUUGGAAAUGGGAUGGUUGCUCCCACAAUCUGAAAUAUGGGGUCAGGUUUUCAAAGAUGUUUUUGGAUUCCAGAGAGACUGCUGAGGAUAUACAUUCCAGAAUUAAUUUGCACAAUAAUCAAGUUGGAAGAAUGGCCGUUUCAAAAAACAUGCAAACCAAAUGCAAAUGCCAUGGAAUGUCGGGGAGUUGUGAGUUAAAGACUUGCUGGAGGGCCGCUCCAGAUUUCAGAUUUAUCGGAAAAACCCUAAAGGACCGUUUUCGAUCUGCCAUACUGGUUGAUCAGACUAAUUUAGGAAACAAGAGCUUAAGAAAACUCAACGUGAUAAAUCAAAGAAAGCGUCGAAAACAAAAAAACAAGCAACAAAAACCGUGGCGCAACAAAAACAAAAGAGAUCUGUCCUACGAUCUGCUCUACUACCAAAAAUCCCCGACUUUCUGCGACAGAGACCAAAGUUUGGACGUGCCGGGAACCGCGGGCCGGUCCUGCAACAUAACCAGCACAGGACCGGACGGAUGUUCGGCUCUCUGCUGCGGAAGGGGCUACAAUUUAAUAAAGCAAAGGAAAGUCGAGAUGUGUAACUGCAAAUUUCAUUGGUGUUGCCAAGUCAAAUGUGAUACUUGCAACGUGGAGAAGUGGAUAAGCGUUUGUAAAUAGAAUGGAACAAAGACUUUUUAGUAUUUGUAGCACCCAAACUGAG
This is a messenger RNA of Brassicogethes aeneus, 1422 nucleotides long. NCBI's taxonomy places the organism in Eukaryota, Metazoa, Arthropoda, Insecta, Coleoptera, Nitidulidae. The record is from the annotation of a GenBank genome assembly.